Molecule: messenger RNA, 1014 nt
Organism: Adineta steineri
Lineage: Eukaryota; Metazoa; Rotifera; Eurotatoria; Adinetida; Adinetidae
Source: the annotation of a GenBank genome assembly
AUGCAUCUGAAAUUAUUUAUUUUCUUUAUAGUAUAUUCUUCUAUUCAUUUAAUAUGUAGUUCAACUCUUCCUUCACCUGAAUUACAUAUGAAAUAUGGUGGUGAAGCAUUGAAUGCUUUACAACGUCUAUUAGCAUUUUUUGAAUCAGAUGUAGAUGAUUUAAAUCUUGAUGGUGUAUAUGGUUUACGUAUAUCACAAGGACAAUUGAAUGCUCUUCAUGAUAUUUUAACUUCAACAUCGAAUGAUAAACAACAUUUAACAGACAAAAAUAAUCAUAUUCAAUCCUUAUCUAUACAAAUUGAACGUAUAUCAAAUAAAAGCUUAGUUGCCAUAGCACGUGAUGCAACUGCAUAUUUACAACGAUUUAUUCUUGUUGCAUCAAAACCAUUUAUGAUUGAUUAUGAAGUAAGAGAAAUUGACGACAAUUUAAUAGAACAUGGUGAAAGAAUUUCUGACUUUAAUGAAGAAGAAUCUGAUGUAUGUUUUGCUGAAUUACUUGGUUCAAGUAAUCGUCCUAAUUCAACACAAUGUUUUGUUAGUCAAACAUGUUGGAAUAUGAUGACCUCUUCAUUGAGUAAAGAUUAUCGUUUAACACAUCAAUUAUUAUGGUUUUUAAUUGCAAAAAAUAUUGGUUGUAUCGAUAAUCGUCCAGUAUCAAAUCUUGCAAAUAAAAAUUUCAAAUCUUUAGAAGAUCGAUAUUGUUCAAAUAUUUAUCAAGAUGCUAAAAUAAAUUUCAAUAAUAAUGAUAAUCAAGAUUUAUUUCUUGAAGAAGUAUUAUUAUGUUCAAUUCUUGGUUAUGAAGAAUUUUUACGUUUAGAUUGGUUUAGUACAAUACUUUCAUGGCAAGAUGAAGAAUCUGGAUGUUAUAAUAGAGCAUCAGAAUCAAUGGAAUCAUAUGUCAAAACUAAACGACAUUUAUUAAUUGAACAAGAAAUGAAUAAUGGCUGUCUAUCACAUAAAAGUGGUCUUGCAAGUGGAGUGUUGGCAACAUAUGCAAGAGCUUUUUUACAAUAA